UUCUCAACCUUCAAGAAUCAUGGCAUCAGCUUCUACAUUGUUUGUCGUGUUCCCUCUGUUUCUGGGGCUCCUUAUCGGGAGUUCCUCUGCACAGCUGACUACUGGUUUCUAUUGCAAGUCAUGUCCUAGUGUGUUCAAGACCAUCCAAGCGCAGGUUUGGUCAGCUGUGGCCAAGGAAGCGCGAAUGGGUGCAUCAGUUCUGCGUCUGUUCUUUCAUGAUUGCUUUGUAAAUGGAUGUGAUGCAUCCAUUCUAUUGGAUGACACUCCAAACUUCAUAGGAGAGAAGAAUGCAGCAGCUAACAGGAAUUCUGCUAGAGGAUUUGAAGUGAUCGAUGCCAUCAAGACUGCAGUCGAGCAGGCCUGUCCUGGAGUUGUGUCUUGUGCUGAUGUUCUGGCCAUUGCUGCAAGGGACUCUGUUGUGGCUUUUGGAGGACCUAAUUGGGAUGUGAAACUUGGUCGAAGAGAUGCGAGGACGGCGAGCCAGGCUGCUGCAAAUAGUAGCAUCCCUGCACCUACUUUCAAUCUUAGCAGGCUUAUUUCCAGCUUCCAAGCUCAAGGACUCUCUGUUAAGGACUUGGUUGCAUUAUCAGGGGGGCACACCAUCGGUCAAGCACGUUGCACCAGCUUUAGAAGCCGAAUAUACAACGAGACAAAUAUAGACACUUUCUAUGCAACUACAUGGCAAGCCAAUUGCCCCCGGACUUCUGGCUCCGGAGAUAACAAUUUAGCACCCCUUGACAUGAAGACCCCUACUUCCUUCGACAACCACUACUUCAAGAACCUUAUCAACCAGAGAGGCCUUCUCCAUUCUGAUCAGCAGCUCUUCAAUGGCGGCUCCACAGAUGCUCAAGUCAAAGCCUACAGCCAGGAUGCAAAAACCUUCAAAGCAGACUUUGUCGCUGCCAUGAUCAAGAUGGGAGAUAUUAAGCCUCUCACUGGCUCCAAUGGUGAGAUCAGGAAGAACUGCAGGAAGAUCAACUAAGGAAAAUUGGGGACUUUUUCUUCAGUACUGGUUUUAAGCUUUUGUAUAAGAUGGGGGAUGGGAAGAUACGCCGCUAGCGGCUAAGAGUUUUGAUUCUUGGUGUUGCUAGUGAGUUGCACGUGUUAUGUUCCCUUGAUACUCAAAUUACUUUUUUGGAGCAGUAAUUCUUGAGCUUUGUUUUAUUGUGAUCUCCUUGGCUGCAAGGAAUCAAGAG
This is a messenger RNA of Nymphaea colorata (pocket water lily), 1196 nucleotides long. RefSeq names its product peroxidase P7-like. Gene Ontology annotation, molecular function: heme binding; peroxidase activity. Bases 20 to 982 code for a protein of 320 amino acids. The transcript is spliced from 4 exons. Gene Ontology annotation, biological process: response to oxidative stress; hydrogen peroxide catabolic process. The record is from RefSeq and is a predicted model, not a curated record. NCBI's taxonomy places the organism in Eukaryota, Viridiplantae, Streptophyta, Magnoliopsida, Nymphaeales, Nymphaeaceae.